Catharus ustulatus (Swainson's thrush) is the source of this 4851-nucleotide messenger RNA. It is a transcript of the gene CEP128, whose product is annotated as centrosomal protein 128. Bases 160 to 3456 code for a protein of 1098 amino acids. NCBI's taxonomy places the organism in Eukaryota, Metazoa, Chordata, Aves, Passeriformes, Turdidae. The transcript is spliced from 25 exons. The record is from RefSeq and is a predicted model, not a curated record.
CCGGCAGCUGGCGGCAGGGCGGCUAGUUCAAGUUGCCAUAGCGGCGAGGUGAGGCGGGCGGAAGGUGUCCGGGGACGGGGCGGCCUUGUCUCGGAGCGCUGUGCGGUUGCUCAUGACAACAAAGAGGAAUGUUUAACCAUAAAUAGCUUCAAGAUCCUGAUGGCAGAUUCAUCCAGUGAUUCAGAUAACUUUUUUAAGGGUCGAAUUGGAAGGCGGCCUUUUAGAGCAUCCCACAGCAGAGCUCAGAACUAUGGUGCUGAAGAAGUUACAGAGAAGAUCCAUACUUUAGCAAGCACUUUACAGGAUACCAACAGAAAUCUAAGACAUGUCGACCAUUUGCUAGGACAAUACAGAGAAUACAACAAGGAACAAACCAAAGCAAUUACAACUUUAAAAGAAACACUGGAGCAAUCUAUAGGUCAAUUAAGGAGCCAGCGACUAACUCGAAACUCUGGAAUGAGAAGUGCAUCUCUCUCAAGCUUGUAUCCCAGUGACCUGGAUGGAGAAGUAACAUCAGGCAACUGCCACUUCCUGCCCACUUCUCCUCUCAGGGAUUAUAGAGACUCACAGGGCAAUAAACAUCGAAGGUCUAGAUCUGCAAGUGUUCGAUUUGUCAAUGAGGCAGAUAAUGUGGACCAGCUGCAUUCUUUCCACCAGUCUCUUCGAGAUCUCAGCAGUGAACAACUUCGCCUGGGAGAUGACAUCAGUCGUGAGCUUUCAAGAAGAAAUCGGACUGAUGCUGAAUUAAGGAAAACUCUAGAAGAAUUGUCUGAAAAAGUCACUGAGUCCCAAAGACAAGAAACGGUAUCAGAACGGGUAGAGAGAAGACUUCAGGAGAUAGAAGAAGAAAUGCGUGCUGAAAGAGAGCUUGUAGAAAGGCGCCAGGACCAGCUGGGACACGUGUCUCUUCAGUUACAGGAGGUUUUAAAGAAGCAAGAUGCUAAAGCAAAUGAAACAGAAGAACUUAUGAGAAACAAACUUGUGAAAUAUGAAAGUGAAAAGCACCAGCUUGAGCAGGAAUUGGAGCAGUCCCGGAAAAAGUUGAGUGAAUCUGAAGACACUAGAGAAGCUCUUUUGCAUCAGAUUGAGGAUCUUCGUUCCCAGCUUUCGAGAGCAGAAGAAGACCGUGUAGAAUUGCAACAUCAAAUUUCAUAUGCUGCUAUGCAUCGCCAGAGCUACCAGGAUGUACAGGAGGAUGACAGGAGAAUUAGAGCAGUAGUUGAAAGAUAUGAGAGAGAGAAGCAAGAUCUAGAGAAACAUAUUUUGGAACUUAAAGCAAAGCUGAAUCAUAAUGCUGUAGUGUCAGAGGUAGAAGAGUUGAAGAGAUGUAUAGAGCGUAAGGACAAGGAGAAAGCACAGCUUGUAAUGCAUAUCCAGGUGUUAACAUCUGACCUGGAAAAUCGGGAGAAGCAGCAGGAAAAAAUGCUGGACCAGCUAAAGGAUAUACAGGAUUGCUACAAAGCUUGUGAGAAUGAACGUAGGCAAAAUGAACUCCAGUCUGCUGAGUUAGCUCAACAGGCUGAAGAGAGUACCAAGGAAGCAGAACGGUAUCUCACUGAAUUCAAGCAUUCAGAGGCACUCAGGCUGGAGAUUGAGAAAAAAAGAGAAGAUUUGAAGGUGAGAGCCCAGGAAACUAUCCGCCAGUGGAAAUUGAAGUGUAAGAAACUGGAUCGUGAGAUAGAAAAACAAAAUCGAACUAUUAAUGAAAUGAUGGAGAAGAGUAGUCAGGCCCUCAAAGAAAAAGACGAUCUCAAAAGUCAGCUUCUCUCAGCUAUAAACCAAAUAGAAAACCUGCGGAAAGAGCUGAAUGAUGUGCUUACAAAGAGAGCCCAGCAGGAAGAACUCCUCCACUGUAAAGAGGUAAAACUAAAUGAAAUGGAGUCACACCAGGUAUCUCUUGAAGAAGAGAUCAAAGAAAUACAAGGUACUGUCAAAAAAUUGGAGAAUGAGUUGAAAAAGCAAGUCGUUUUACAAAAUCAAAUGCAAGCUGAGAAGGAACACUUGAAGACAGAACUUGCAACUAUUAAUUUGCUUCAUAAAAAAGACCAAGAGCGACUCCUAGAAAUGCAAGCAGAUGUAAAAAAUUUAAGUGCCAUACGUGUGGAACUAACAAACAGAAUAGCAGAAGAGGAGAAAGCCAAAAAGGAAUUACUUAAGAGCCUCUCAGACCUCCAGAAACAGCAGGAAUCUAGUCAUGAAGAGAUGAUUUCAGCUAACAGGCAGCUGAAGAUGGAAAGAGAAAUUCAUCACCAGGAGCUGGCAGAUCUUCGGUCAGAGUUACAAAAUAUGAAAAUCAAACAUGAACAAAAUGUUCAAGAACUCAUGAAACUCAUCAAACAAGAAAAAGAUGAUGCAGAGGCUCAGAUUAGAAUGCUAAAGAUCGAACUUUUAGAAGAGAAAAACAUAGUCAAGUCUCAGUGUCGACAACUGGAAAAAAUGAAAGUUGAGUGUGAUAAAUUGACAGAAGAAUUAACCCAAAACAAGGAAGAAAAUACAAAACUAAAACGGAAAUGUGAGUUUGUAAAACAAGAACUGGAGAAAAAGGAAAAACAGAUCAGCAAUGAAGAAGAUCAUUUGAGAAAGAUGAGUGAGGCCAGACUGCAGUAUAAAGAUCAACUGCGUCACUUAGAAAUGGAACAGCAAUCUGUUCUCUCCAUGAUAGGAAGUGAAAUUGAUGCUGCUUGUGAAAUCUUUUCUCGGGACUCCAUGGAGAAAUUCAAAGCAAUAUCCCUUACACCAACAGUACUGAAUGAUCCUCAUCGCUGGUUAGCAGAAACAAAGACUAAGCUUCAGUGGCUGUGUGAGGAGGUAAAGGAAAGAGAAAGUAAGGAAAAAAAGCUGCGAUGCUACUUGCUGCAAAGCCGAGAACAGCUCAAGCACUUUACACAGAUGAAGGAGACUGAACAUCAGUCUCUCUUUAAACAGAUAAAAACCCAAGAAAAACUUUUGGAAGAAGUUCACAGAGAAAAAAGAGAGCUACUAGAGAAGACACACAGAAGAGAGGAAGAAAUGGGAGCUCUCCAGGAACGUAUUAUGGCCUUAGAAAUGAGUACUCGAGUAGCUUUGAACCACCUGGAGUCUGUGCCUGAGAAACUGAGCCUGUUAGAAGAUUGCAAAGAUACUGGAGAGUCCCGUUGCCGAAGGGAGAUGAUUGAGGAGAGGUAUAUGAAGUAUAAAGAACUAGUGAGUUCUUUGCAGCAACAGCUAGAAGAUUCAAAGCAAAGAGUUGGGCAAGUCAAGGAUGUGAAAAUGGAUGCUGAAAUUUCUGAUAUAGAAGUGGCUGCUCACUCUUCUAGUUGGCGAUCUCAUAACAGCUUUUUGUGCAGCUCACUGCUUACAAGUUCAGGUUCACUUAUGAAAGGGAUGGUUCCUUUGGAUACAAGUGCCACCAAGGAAGAUUCUACUAAUGGUGCUGUUAGUGAAAUGAAGCUGCAAGCAGAAGGAGGAAAGCAGUAGAAUAAUUUACAAAACCACACCACUUUUCUCUGUGGUAAAUUCCAUUACACUUUUUUGUUUGUUUUAACAGUAGUAAUUCCAUCUGCUGUAGGAGUGAUGCACCCUUAAUGAUUCAGCAAUUGCCAAACACUCAAAUGAAAGAGCAUCAAGAGUGAUUCUGAUGAACUCUUGUGAUAAUUUAGGUGACUUGUACACCAAAGGGAUUUUGCUAUUGUCUUGUAUUUGCUUCUCCAGUCCUUCUAGACUAAAUUUAUUGUAUUACUCAAAUACUGUGAAGUGAAAAACCUGUGACAAUAAUCUUUGCUAUCAGCUUAUUUACCCCUAUACAGGAUUUGUUCUGACACUUGUUUUUUUAUUAUGUUUAAUAUCAUUAUUAAUAAUGAGAAAAUAUUCAGAAUUUGCCUAUUAUUAUGAGAGUAAUUAUGAAGUGUUGUACAGACACAUCUGUAAUUUUAGGUCACUCUGUUGGAAAAAAUCAUUUAAGGAAGAAAUGAUGAAACAAAAUUUUCUCAAAACAAGGGAAAAUUCACAUCUUGGUUUCAAGUUCAGUAUAUAUAUAUUAUAAGUUGUCUAGAAUUAUUCUUUUGGCCAGAACAGUUUUAUCAGAUGGCCUUGGUUAGGCACUUUAAAGAAUCUGAAUCUCACCCAUCUGUAUCAAGAGUGUUGAAAGGCACUUCUAUGUGGCUAUGAAAAUUUUAAAAGCAGUGUUUAAUGUUCAUUUAUUUAUUCUGUUUUGUUCUCUAUUAGAGAUGUCAUAUUGAUUGUGAAAUACUAUGGAAAUACAAUAUUGCACAUUUGUAUUUGUUCAGCUGUCACUAUUCUAAACAAAUUGGACAAUUUUGCAUUACAGUGGUCUCAAAGAGCAAAUCACAGAAUAAUUUUCUGCUGUCUGAAGAAAUGCAAGUGUUUCUGAUGGUUCUUAUUUUAAUCUCUCAGCUACUUCUGGCUGGAUCACUGCUAGUGUGCCUUAUAAGAUUUGCCAAAGCUGUCAGAGUACUGUAGCAACAUUAACACCAUUCAAACAAUUUUGUUUUACAGACUUCUGUCUUGUUUAGGAAGACUAUUUCUUCUCUGAAACACUGUCAUUUUUUAUCACUGUAGGUGUCUCAGGUAAAAUUCACAGGCCAUGAUGUGCCAUCUCAAAAGAGGACUUUUUUUUUUUUUUUAAUACUCUGAUGAAGUGUUCUGUAGUCCAGUGAGUGCUCUGGACAGUGCAGUUCCUUGACAAUCACCUUGUGUUCACUCUGUUUCAAACAGAACAACAUGCUGAGAACACAAAAUCAGACAUAGAAAUGAGAAAAAGAUUGAGUUUAUUCUCUAUUCAUUUUCCAUGAAAUUAAAUUGCUUAAAUUUGAAAAAAAAAUCUGAUUUGAUUAAAAAGUUUUCUUUACCUUU